Molecule: messenger RNA, 519 nt
Organism: Candidozyma duobushaemuli
Lineage: Eukaryota; Fungi; Ascomycota; Pichiomycetes; Serinales; Metschnikowiaceae
Exons: 2
Coding region: 1-519 (172 amino acids)
Source: RefSeq, a predicted model, not a curated record
AUGCAAAAGUCUAGUAAAAGAAUCAAGCUAGAGAAGGAGAUUUUCUCCAAAUCCAUCAAGGACAUCGAGAAGAUGUUUAGUUGUCCCAUGAUAGACGAAGAAGAGCGUUUCCACAAACAGCCAUCCACGCUGGCCUCGGCGCUGCUCAAUAACAACAGACUGGAUAUUUUCAGUGAAAGCAUACUCAAAAAGACUACUUUCGAUUACGACUGUCGGGUCGAUGACGCUGAUUUGGAUGAGCCGGAGGAACCCGAACAGCACUUUUUGAAAGCACAUAACCUACAGGUGCCUAUCUUGCCUUCCUCCUCGCUAAUACCUGGGCAGUUACCACAGGCUGCUUCCAGUCCAAGCCACAUCCCGCUUGACUUGCGUGACGAGUACGACUUCUUUGAUGCCGAUGAUGAAGCAGGUCUCGUGAGCCCCAGUAUCAGAUUUCCUUAUCACAAGAACUUGGAAAGAGAUUUGAAGAUUAUCGACCAGAUGUUCUUGCAGCCUCUUCAGACAAUACCUGGCGUUUGA